This is a messenger RNA of Bipolaris victoriae FI3, 2037 nucleotides long. RefSeq names its product carbohydrate-binding module family 50 protein. The coding region runs from base 1 to 2037 and encodes 678 amino acids. The record is from RefSeq and is a predicted model, not a curated record. Lineage: Eukaryota; Fungi; Ascomycota; Dothideomycetes; Pleosporales; Pleosporaceae. The transcript has 4 exons.
AUGACUUCUUUGAAAUCCCUCUCGAUCGUACUUUCCAUUGGCUUGGUACAGUACGCUUCUGCUUUCACACUAUGGCCAUUGGUAGAUCCUCAGGGGCUCUCCGGCGUUCUUAACAUUUCUACCACAUGUAUUGCUGCCUUGAACACAACAUUAGAUUGUGAACCGAACCUGUUUCAAUGGACUUCCAACGUGGACAACAUCUACUGGAGCUCAAGCAACGCAUCUGAUCUCUGUACCACAAGGUGUAUUGAAUCUAGUCGUAAAUGGGUUGAUGAAGUUGGCGGGUCCUGUGACGGCGAGUUCCUCCGCUCAGGAGAUCGUGAAGUUGACGCGGAAACGCUUGCAACCCGGUUCGUCGCUGGUCUUGACAUUGCAUGUCUAAAGUCCUCCUCCAACCAAUGGUGCUUUGUUGAGUCUCAAGAAUGGGUUGGCUCCGAUGUCAUCCGACCAGACUGCAAUGCCGACCCUUCUGACCCCUGGUGCAUCAAUCCAGCCAAUGUAUCCGCCGAAAACAGUCGCAUGGCCAACAUCUACGACGAUGACCUCCUAUGCUCAGAAUGCUUUUUGAAGCUGAUGCAUGCUCGCAUCUCAUCGGAGUUUCUGCCUGACGAAGACCACUCCGACUACCUUGUUCAGGAGUUCCAGGACAUCCAGAAUGUCUGCCAAACCACUAUUGCAGCCAACAUAGCGACGAGAUCACUACCAAACUACAUGGUCGUCCUGACUCCAACGCCAUCGUUUGUGGAAGGACCGGGAGAAGUUUUCGAGCCAGAACCAGAAGCAACUCAGAUGUCCUGCGCGGCAGAUCAGAUAGUCAUCAAUGUCAUGGGCACUACGUCCAACAACAGCAUGCAAGCUUGCAAUGACAUUGCACGCCAGUACAACGUGUCGACUGGGAGUCUCGUAUAUCUCACCCAAAACGAGGCCUGCUACGUUGAAGAUCAAGAGAUCUGUGGUCCUCGCGGUUGCUCGCUUUUCCACGUAACCAAAGGCCAAACCUGCACCUCCAUUGCAGCCGCCGUGUCCGAAGGCACCAACCCCAUCAACGGCGCCCAACUAGCAACCUGGAAUCCCAACAUCCUAGGCGCCUGCGACCACCUCGUCGAAGACCAAUACAUCUGCGUCUCCCGCCCCGGCGGCUCCUACAUCCCCCCCUCCAACUCCAGCCUCCCAGACGACAACGACGGCCCCAUCCGCGGCGGCCCCGGCAGCACCCCCACCCUCGAAAUCAUCGACAACCCUUCCACCCCGAUCUCGCCCUGGCUCCUGCACGAAGGCACCCCCAAAGAAUGUACCCGCUACGUCCUCGUCAGCGCCGGCGCAAACUGCUGGAAAGUCGCCAACGACGCCCGCAUAACGCAACCGCGGCUCUUCGAACUAAAUCCCGUACUCGGUCCCACCGGUGAAUUCUGCAAUACAAUGAUUUGGAAGGAUUAUUAUUACUGUGUUGGGGUGAAUGGGGAGGGCGCUCCGAUUACUACUUCGCGUCCCGCAACUGGUACUCUGUCGAGUGCUACUCGUACCUCGACCACGGAAAGUGUACCCAAACCGACAAAUACGCAAGCAGGCCAGCCUGCUUCUUGCAAUAAAUGGCACACAACUGGCGAUGGGGCGAGCUGCUGGGCCAUCAUCACCGACUCAGGCGUCGCAGCAUCGGAUUUCUAUGCUUGGAACCCGGUUCUGGGGUCGCAGGGCGAAAACUGCGGUACGCAGAUUUGGCCAGGGUAUUCAUAUUGUAUUGGUGUUUCGGCUGUGGCUGCACCUACUCCUACUGCCUCUGCGUCUCGCACUUCGACGACGUCGGCGCCGAGUACGACGGGUCCGGCUAAGCCGAGUGAGACGCAAGCGGGGAUCGUGGGGAACUGCAACAAGUUUGUACGAGCGGGUGAUGGGGAUGGGUGUUGGAAGCUUGCGAAUGAUGCAGGGAUUGAGAGCGCAUUGUUCUACAAGUGGAAUCCAGUUGUUGGCGCCAAUGGCGAGAAUUGUGGGACGCAGAUUUGGCCAGGGUAUUAUUAUUGCGUUGGGGUUAGUGGAUAG